GCUGCCGCCGCCGGAGGAAGACUUGUCACACUCCAGACCAACUCGCGAGUGGAGUGUCCACAUUAUCUUCUUAUUACUGCUUUUUUACAACUGACAUUUUUCCCGGGGGGGGGUCAUGGAUAAUCGGAUUUGCUGCAGAAUGAUGGACAGCUGAGGACACGACAGCACGGUGACUGGAAGAGAACGUGGAUACCACAUCUAUUUAGAGAAAGCGCUUUUGGUCGUCAAUUUCAAACUUCCCCAAAGCCUCCGCUGGCUCAUCUGCAAGGGGAAGGCGUCAUGGCGGCGUAUGGACAGACUCAGUACAGCCCCACCCUUCAAGCUGCCGGACCGUACGCACCUUACACGCAUCACACACAGGGCUAUGGCGUGCCCUCCUACAACAUCAAAACAGAGGAUGGCCUGAGUCACUCGCCAGGGGGACAAACAGGACUUUUGGGCUACUCCAACUAUGGCGGCGCCCCCGCUGGUCAGAGCCUGUACAGCUACUCCCACACACACGGUGCAGGCAUAUCCUCGGGACUUUUCCAAGGCGGCCAUGCCAUCUCCACUUCCACGCCGUUCAACCCCACCCAGCAAGAGUUCUCGUCGUACUCCAGCUACAGCCAGAGUCAGUACUCGCCCUACUACAACGCCUCGCAUCACUACAACAGCCCCUACUUGAGCGGCAGCAACAUCAGCCCCGCCGCCAUCGCCGCCCCGCUGGCCUAUCAGCACCCGGAGCACCCCGUCAUGUUACCCAAUCACAGCCCGGAGUCUCACGCAGGAGAGUACCACACGCCGCCCAGCCCCCCCACGCCAGGUAAAGAAGAGGCAGAAAGGGGCGGAGUCUCAACACGAAGGGGGUCUGACGGGAAGCUGAGGGGAAGGAAAAGGGUCAGCGACCCAGCGCCGCCUCUAGAUGCAGACAUUGAGCGCGUGUUUAUCUGGGACUUGGAUGAGACCAUCAUCAUUUUCCACUCACUCCUCACGGGAACGUUCUCUUCAAGAUUUGGAAAGGACUCGUCUAAAGCAGUGUCCCUGGGUUUGUGGAUGGAGGAGAUGAUCUUCAACCUGGCCGACUCGCGACUCUUCUUCAACGACUUAGAGGAAUGUGACCAGGUUCAUAUCGACGACGUGGCGUCAGACGAUAAUGGACAGGACUUGAGCACGUACAAUUUCCUGACCGACGGCUUCCAGAGCCCAGCGGGGGCCGGCUCAUUGUGUCUAGGCUCGGGGGUCCAUGGCGGGGUGGACUGGAUGAGGAAGCUGGCUUUCCGAUACCGGAGGGUCAAGGAGAUUUACAACACUUACAAGAAUAAUGUCGGGGGUCUGCUGGGCAGCCCUAAGCGGGAGGAGUGGCUGCAGCUGAGGAGGGAGAUGGAGGUCCUCACUGACCUGUGGCUGACCCAAGCUCUCAAAGCUCUGGCCCUCAUUAGCACCAGGCCUAACUGUGUGAACGUGUUGGUGACCACCACACAGCUCAUCCCCGCCCUCUCUAAAGUCCUUCUGUACGGUUUGGGAGCAGCCUUCCCCAUAGAGAACAUCUACAGCGCCACCAAGAUCGGCAAAGAGAGCUGCUUCGAGCGCAUCUCGCAGAGGUUUGGAAGGAGAGCCGUCUACGUGGUGGUCGGGGACGGGGCCGAAGAGGAGGCGGUGGCUAAGAAGAAGACCAUGCCGUUCUGGAGGGUGUCUUGCCGUGCAGACCUGGAGGCUCUGAGCCACGCACUGGAGCUGGACUACCUCUAGAGGGCGACACCUCCACCUGCGACACCACUUGAACUCUUCAACUGCACACCGGAAGUGCCAUUAAAAAAAAAAAAAGACUGAUUCGGAGUCAGUGGCGCCAAUGUUGUUUUUGGUUGCUAGGCGACGCUGCAUGACGUCUGAACAUACCAAAACAAGUCAAGGACCAAACAACAGGGAACUGCCAUAAAUAUGUUGUUGUUUUUUAAUUCAUCUCAUCAUUCCUAAUGCACAACAUUUUUCUUCCAUUUUCUUCUCAUCAAAACCACAUUUUUGGGUCUUAAUAGAUUGGUAGGAAUAUGAAAUAAAAUAGCAUCCUAGUUAGAGGCUAUUAAAAAAAAAUGCUCUUGAUUGUAUUUCACCAGUUUAAAUGUGAGCUAUUUAUUGUUGGCAUAAAAGAAUAUGGCCUUGUCAUUGUGGGAUGUAAAUGUUUGUGUGCUGUGUUUUAACCCCUUUUUUUUAAACCUGAGACUGGCUGUGCAUGUGCUAUGAUCACACUGCCUGUCAUCUUUACUUUGAUGUGUAUAUAAUGCUUUAUGGUCACUUUUCUUUUGACAGAUGGUUAAAAUAGACUUAAUAAAAAAUAAGUUAAUUGCA
This is a messenger RNA of Nerophis lumbriciformis (worm pipefish), 2322 nucleotides long. RefSeq names its product EYA transcriptional coactivator and phosphatase 2 (gene eya2). Gene Ontology annotation, cellular component: nucleus. The record is from RefSeq and is a predicted model, not a curated record. Lineage: Eukaryota; Metazoa; Chordata; Actinopteri; Syngnathiformes; Syngnathidae. Gene Ontology annotation, biological process: positive regulation of DNA repair; negative regulation of extrinsic apoptotic signaling pathway in absence of ligand; multicellular organism development. Gene Ontology annotation, molecular function: protein tyrosine phosphatase activity.